CGACGACAACGACAACGCGGCAAGAUUGAGGGCGUGGAUAAGCGGAUGAAACGGUUAUUACGAAAGGAGGAGCUAAGUGAUGUACAGUUCACCGUUGGCCGAAACGUCGGCCAAGAGAACCUUCCGAGCACUCAAGUGCGUGUUGAUCAGCAGUAGCGAUGUCUUCUACGAAAUAUUCUGCGAAAAUAAGGAUACCGAUACUAUCGACGUUCCCGAUAUUUUUCCUGAGGCUUUCGAAAACAUGCUCAGAUAUAUAUACACCGAUGAGAUCGACGUGACAGUGGAGGAUGCCUUGGCAACGAUGAAAUGCGCCGAACAGUACGAUUUACCGCCGCUCGCUGGCCAUUGCCUCGACUCUAUCCUCCGGGAUCUGCAUGCCAGCGACCAAAACUGCUUACGACAUUUGGAGAAGGCGCUCACCCUGGCCUUCGCUGGCGACAGUGUACUUGAGAAUUGCUGGCACUAUGUGGACGUUCACUGCGAGAAAAUUCUCAAGUCAGAACAAUUCAACGAACUGCCGCUCACCACGCUGCGCAUGAUACUGGCAGGAUAGCCUCUUGGCCGAGGAGAACAGUAUUUACUUGGCAAUGGAUCGGUGGGCAACAGCUGCCUGCGCCCGGAGCAACCGAGAGCCAUCGGCCACCAACCGGCGCCAAAUUCUGGGAGACUGUUGUACCUAAUUCGAUUUCCGCUCAUGACCGACAUCCAAUUGGCUGACGGCCCGACUGACAGUGGUCUGCUGGAGUCAUCCGAAUUAAAGGAUAUCUACCUGCAAAGACAUGCCACUACAAAACGCCCGCUCCAGUUUCUGGCACAACCCCGACAGCCGCCGAUUAUCCGCGUUGAUGGCGUGGCGUUCAAGCACAACGAGGAGGUGUUCGUGAAUUAUUGGCAGUACUGGUGUCCCGGUGCAAGGGUGAUCGGAGUACGGGGUUCCAUGGCCGUCUGCCUGGAAGCUGGCGGAGAAGAACUGGUGAGACAGAACCCGAAGCAUAUCGUUCGCGCAACCGACUACCUAGUCGCUUAUCGACCCAUCAUGCACGGGAAUGUAGGCAGUUACAAACAAGCAUGGUACGUCCGAGCGGAGAAUGGCCAGCAUGCCAUCACCGUGGCGGGCACUCAACGCCGCGUUGAAUUCAGUGAGAUAUUUUUGGACCCUGCGUAUGCCAGCUACUGGAAAUCAGCUAGUGAUGCCGAUGAUUUCCCGGUGCCCUCUCUUCGUUUCCACGAGGAAGCGCCCGCUGGAUGCCGCUGGUUUGGCUUGAGCUG
Molecule: messenger RNA, 1269 nt
Organism: Paramacrobiotus metropolitanus
Lineage: Eukaryota; Metazoa; Tardigrada; Eutardigrada; Parachela; Macrobiotidae
Product: BTB/POZ domain-containing protein 3-like
Exons: 6
Coding region: 80-553 (157 amino acids)
Biological process (GO): neurogenesis
Cellular component (GO): cytosol
Molecular function (GO): protein binding
Source: RefSeq, a predicted model, not a curated record